UUCCGGUGCCAGGGGAACUUCCGCUGACAUCAGUUGCUUUGUCUCCUUAGUGCGCAUGCGGCUGGGAGUCAGCGCAGGGGAUUGUGGGAGCCCUGAGGCACGACGUGCAGCCUGUGGCACUGGAUCCCCUUAUGGAUCAUAACCUGCGAUGGUGGGAUCCCCGCUGACGUUAAGGUCUGUCCUUCCGGAUCUUCGGCCCUUCUGAUACCCAGUGAAUGUGGAUCAAGGAGCCUCCCAUCUCAACAUGGACUGAGGAACCCUACCCAUGACUAACAUGGAGGAACCGGAGAAUGAGGCAUCAGACUCGAAAGCCCCGGUGACCACCAUAAAGUGUGAAAUGGGUUCACUUAUGGCUGGACUCCCACAGACUCAAUCAGAAUUGUUACGGAUAAAGGCAGAGAAGGUAAAACGAGACUCCGAUCAGCUGAAUAGAAUAAAAGAUCAGAACAUUUUCCUCAUGGAUAGGGCAAGUCUAAGGACUGGGUCUAGAGGAGUGAAACCGGAGAACGACAACUCCGAUGUUCAUUUGCUUACGAUAAAGAUGGAGUCUGACCCAGAUAUAUUAAAGGUUAAAAUAGAAAAGGAGGAAACAGACGCAGAAGAUUGUCUGGAAUCAUCUAAACUCAUAUUAUUUCCAAGCACAAACGAGGAUCAUCGCCCUAAUGACGAGAGGAAGGGAAGAUUGGAAACACUGCCAUCGGUUCCAGCCACAAAUGAUUCCCCCGAUACAGGGAAAGAACAGAGAGCUGGGUUGUGUAUAGGGCUGUCACAGCACAACCCUCUGUCCGACCCCGAGUGUGACCCAGGCACAAGGUAUGAGGAUUCUCCAGCAAUGUCAGAGUCCUCGGAUGCUAUCUAUUGUAAGUGCAGAGACAGCCUUUCUCCAGACAGCACCCAUAUCUGCACCCAUGCCAUGAACGACAGUGUUCUCAGUAAUCAUAAGAAAGACCUUGCCGAGGAGAAAACAUUUAUUUGUACUCAGUGUGGCAAGAACUUCAGCACAAAACACAAUUUCCAUAUACAUCAGUUGGUCCACACAGGGGAGAAACCAUUCACUUGCACAGAGUGCAGCAAAAGCUUCUCUCAGAAGAGCGUCCUCCACAGGCACCGGCGAAUUCACACGCAGGAGAAACCAUUCACCUGCACAGAAUGUGGGGCGCGUUUCUCCCAGAAAUCCAUGCUUCACCGGCACCAGACCGUGCACACCGGGGCGAAACCAUUCACCUGCACCGAAUGUGGGAAAAACUUCUCCUAUAAAAGCAACCUCCUCAGCCACCAGAAAGUUCACUUGGGGCAGAAACCGUUCACUUGCACAGAGUGCGGCAAAGACUUUUCUCUGAAGAGCACCCUGAACAGGCACCAGAAGGUUCACACUGGGGAGAAACCAUUCCCGUGUCCAGAGUGCGGGAAAAGCUUCUCUCAGAAGAGCCACCUGUUAAACCACGAGAAAUUCCACAGGGGGGAGAAGCGCUUCACAUGCACAGAAUGCGGAAAAGGUUUCUCUGAGAAGAGCCCACUUCUGGCCCACCUUAGGGGCCACACAGAGCAAAGGGCAGCUUUAUAUGUGUUUCAAGCAAAGGUGACUGAGGGAAAACAGGGGAAGCUCACGAGAGACACUGAGGAUUACCUGCAAAAUCGUGUGGAAAGCAGAACGAAAGAGACAGCAUCCAGCAGGGAAACUUACAAGCAGCCGACUGCCCAGCUACAGCAGAGGAACAGGCAAGCAACGGGCACUAGGACCAUGUGGGACUCCAGCAGGAUCCAGACACAGACUGAAAGCCCUUCUGAUACAGCGAAUGUGGAUCCCCAGACAGACAGAGGAGCCCCGCCCAUUACCAACAUGGAUCCCUUCUCAACACUGAAUGAAACAAGGAGGUUGGACAAGAAACCAAAGUAUGAAAUGUCAGACUGCAAUUUUCUCCUGCCUGUGAUCAAGCAGGAACCAGAUCCAUAUUCCGAGGCCGACUUCCCUGAGGCCAAAGCGAAAAUAUUACAGAUAAAAGUAGAGAAAGAAGAAUCAGGCUCGGAAUAUGAUGUGGAGAAACUGGAGGCUGUAUCUAGAAAAGUGAAAGUGGAAAAUGAUUGGUCAGCCUCUAACGAGCAUCUCAUUAUGGCUGGGAAUGACCUAGAAACGUUGCAGGGAAAUAUAAAGGAGGAAGAGUUGGGCUGUGAAGGCACCGGGGCCGCACCGACUGAUGGGGGGGAGUAUUGGCAGUUACAUACUCUAAGACCCCCAAGCUCAGCUAGUGACUCCCCCGAUACUUUGGCCAAUGACAGGGAGCUAUUGAGCUCAUCACAGAGUGAGUCUGAGGCGGAGUCAGGCCCAAUGUACGAGGGCUGUGUGGGUAAAGCAACGUCAUUGGCCUGUGUGUGUAAUAAGUGUGGGAAGGGAUUCUCAGCCAAUAGCAAUUUUCUCACACACAUCUGCACCCCCCAAGCGAGUUUAACUGAAAGCCGUAAGGGAAAUCCCACUAUCAAGGAACCUCUUAUUUGCCCUUCAUGCGGAAAGCAUUUCCGUAACCAGCAAAAACUAAAACUCCACCUGGCAAUUCACAAUGGGGAGAAACCAUUCACUUGCACAGACUGCGGGAAAGGCUUCUCAGCCAAACGGCUACUGCGCAUACACCUGCAGGUACACACGGGGGAGCGGCCAUACUCGUGUAAAGAGUGCGGCAAAACCUUCGCCCGGAGAAGUCACCUGUACACCCAUCGCAAAGUUCACACCGGGGAGAAACCGUACAUCUGCACGGAAUGUGGGAAAAGCUUCGCCAGGAAGAUUCACCUUAACAACCACCAUAAAGUCCACACGGGGGAGAAACCAUUCACCUGCAUAGAAUGUGGCAAAAGCUUCUCUCAGAAAACAAACCUUUCCAAGCACCAUAAGGUUCACACCGGGGAGAAACCAUUCACCUGCCCUGACUGCGGGAAGAGCUUCUCUUCAAAGAGCAACCUGCACGUUCACCAAACGAUUCACAUCAAAAGGUACCUCUCCUUUGGGCCGGAUGUGGGGCAAGGUCCUGGCUAA
Molecule: messenger RNA, 3025 nt
Organism: Xenopus tropicalis (tropical clawed frog)
Lineage: Eukaryota; Metazoa; Chordata; Amphibia; Anura; Pipidae
Product: zinc finger protein 567
Exons: 5
Coding region: 266-3025 (919 amino acids)
Biological process (GO): positive regulation of transcription by RNA polymerase II
Cellular component (GO): nucleus
Source: RefSeq, a predicted model, not a curated record